CCGGACCAUGAAUGACGAGCAAAACUAGGAAAAAUUUUGCUGAUAAUCAUUGCUGGACCAUGUACUGCAUUCAAAUGUGCUAUGUCUGCUCCAUUUUCUGGUAUUUCCUGAAUUUUCAAGGACAUGGGGAUAGAAUGCAAGGCUUCCUUUUCAACUAACUUGAUGAUACAUGAGAAAAGUUGAAGACCCUGAACUUGACUGACUCUUCCUUAUAGGAUGAAAAAAUAAAAUAAAUAAAUUAAAAGAAACUAAAAACGUAACGUCUGAUGAUGUGUAACAACAAAUAAUAAAUAUGAUAUCAGAGAUGACGAUAAAGCCAGCAUUUCCUAGUGACGACAACCGAAACACGAGGAUGUACGUAGCACAUGCCUAAAUAUCGUAGUGUCCGAUGGUAGACUGCGGGCCGUCUUCUCAAGUUAAAGAGUGGAAUCGCAAAUUCGUGCAGGAAGACAACUGACAAGAAACUUGUUCUUAUAAUAUCUAAUCCACGAAAGGAUCCAGACAAAUUGAAACUGGUUUCCAAUUAUGGUGUCUCAAUAUUAAAAUUAAGAACCAUGACCUCGUGAGCCAAUCCUAUGAAAUUAUUUAUUAAAAAAAAUUAUUAUUAUAAUCAGUUCAUCAUAAUAGUCAUCAGCGAUACUUCUACCACCACCACCACCACCACCACCAACAGUACCAUUUCUACCACCAUUAAUAGCAUCUUUUUUAAUUUCUCUUUUUAUUAUUUAUUUAUUUUUUAUAUUUAUUAAUUAUUUAUUCAUUUUUAAAAAUAUAUACAUGUGUAUAAAACAUGUUUUUCGAAUGAUUAUUGUUGAUGUUGCUAAAAAAAAAAGGAAAAAAGAAUUAUGAAGUACAUAGUGGUGGUGUGUUGUGUACACGUGUUGAUGAUGCCAGUGAGACACUGAUACGAGCCAGCCACAACUAUAAGAGCCCCGGCAACGCGUAUCAUCAGUUCAUUCAGUAGCAAGGUAGCACUUAAACGCGUGGGUCUCACUAACUACCCAGCCAAUCCCUCCGAGACAGUAGGCCUCUUUCCCUUUUCCUCUAUUUAUUAUUUCCCGCUUUAACUUUAUCCCAUUAUAUUAAUUUUUUUUUUUAUUUUUCUACCUUCUUUUUAAUUGUCCCAUGUAAUUAUAUAAUUUUUUUUCAAAUAUUCUUCAAUUAAAUUCCAAAAACUGUGACAAUUAUCAUAUACCUUUAUUUCCUCAUUUUGUUAAAAUUUACUCGAUUUUUUUUUUGCUACUUACUUCUGUCCGAAGUGUGAUUGGUUUAUUUUUUUUCAAAUUAAAUUAAAUUAAAUAAUUUAAAAAUAAAUAUUAUUUGAUUACGUUUUAAAUUCAUUGUGCUGAUUUAAGUGUUAAAGUGAUAGUCAAAAUUAAAAAAAUUAUAAAGUUUAUAUCAUCAUUAAUUAGUUUGAAUAUAAUUAAAAAAUAAAAAAUUAUUUUUUCAAUUGAAAUAUUAAAUCAAUUAAUAUAAAUCAAUUCAAAAGAAAAUAAAAAAAAAAAAGCUUUUUUUUUUUCAACUAUGAUGCUCGUAUUUUGCUUCAUGGUCCUGACCUGCAUCACGAUAUUUGUUCUUCUGGUGAGAAGGCUGUUCUACUGGCAUUCAUUGGGCGUUCAAGGUCCUGCGAUUGUGGUCAGUGAUGAAAAAACGAAGAAGAUUAUGAAAGGGCCUAAGAGCUUGCCCAUUAUCGGCAGUUUACAUUUACUUGGUGGUCCUGAAGGACCAUUUGAUGCAUUUACAAAAUUAUCAAAAGAAUAUGGGGAUAUUUAUGAAAUUCAACUUGGUGUUGCUAAAUGCGUUGUUGUUAGCAGUUACGAACUGAUUAUGGAAGUACUCAUUAAAAAAGGAGAUCAUUUUGGAGGAAGACCAAAUUUUUACAGAUAUCAUGAACUUUUUGGUGGUGAUAGAAAUAAUUCAUUGGCAUUAUGUGAUUGGUCAGAUUUACAAAUAAAAAGAAGAUCUUUGGCACGCCACUACUGUUCACCAAAAGGUGGAACAAUUCAAAUUGAUGAAUUAUCAAAGUACGGGUCAUUUGAAGCAAAUAAAUUAUUAUCACAAUUAGAACAACCAAAAUCACAAUUAAUAUUAAAUGGUAAAGAAUCAAUAAAACCAUUAAUUUUAGCAUCAAUUGGAAAUAUGUUUAUGAGUUACAUGUGCUCAAAAAGAUAUGAUUUUGAUGAUGAAAAAUAUAUAAAAUUAGUAAGAAAUUAUGAUGAAAUAUUUUGGGAUAUUAAUCAAGGAUAUGCUGUUGAUUUUUUACCAUGGCUCAAACCAUUAUAUGGUAAAACAAUGGCAAGUUUACGUAAUUGGUCAACUGAAAUACGAGCUUUUAUACUUAAAGAAAUUAUAAAUGAUCGUCUUGCAAUAUUAAAUAAUAAAAAUGAUAAUUCACCUCAAGAUUUAACAAAUGCAUUAUUACUCCAUUUAACAAGUGAUGAAACUGAGCUAACAUGGGAUCAUGUAUUAUUUGAACUUGAAGAUUUUUUAGGUGGUCAUUCGGCUGUUGGAAAUUUAGUUAUGUUGAUAUUAGCAUAUGCGGCAAUGUUACCAGAUGUACAAAAAAAAAUUCAAGAUGAAUGUAAAUUAAUUGGAACUAAAAAAGAACGUUUAAAUGGACUUGUUACACUUGAUGAUAGAUCUGAUAUGCCAUAUACUGAUGCUGUUAUUUGGGAAACAUUAAGAAUAUCAAGUUCACCAAUUGUACCACAUGUUACAUCAUUAGAUACUGAAAUUAAUGGCUAUCAUAUCACCAAAGACACUGUUGUUUUUAUCAAUAAUUAUGAAUUAAAUUUAGGUGAAAAAUAUUGGGGUGAAAAUUCAAAACAAUUUAUACCAGAAAGAUUUUUUCAAAUAACUAAUGGUAAUAUUCGUGUUGUUAAACCAGCUUAUUUUUUACCUUUUUCCACUGGUAAAAGAACUUGUGUUGGUCAAAAACUUGUUCAGGGUUUUGCAUUUGUUAUUGUUACAUCAUUGCUAACACGUUAUGAUAUUUAUCCAGUCGAUAAAAAUCUUAAACAAGAAUUACGUCCAGCAUGUGUUGCUGUACCACCUGAUUCAUUUAAUCUUGAAUUUAGACUCAGAAAUAUAACAAAUUAAAUAUAUAUUUUUUAUUAUAAAACAAACUAAAAGAAAAAUUCAAAAGACUGAAUAUAUCUAUCUUGACAAUAUAUGUUGAGUAUAUUUUAUUAUUAUUAUGAUUAUUAUUAAUAUAUUCGUUUUUUUCUGACAAUUGUAAA
Messenger RNA from Aphidius gifuensis, 3239 nucleotides. Its product is annotated as cytochrome P450 307a1-like. Gene Ontology annotation, molecular function: oxidoreductase activity, acting on paired donors, with incorporation or reduction of molecular oxygen; iron ion binding; heme binding. The transcript has 5 exons. Lineage: Eukaryota; Metazoa; Arthropoda; Insecta; Hymenoptera; Braconidae. The coding region runs from base 1525 to 3099 and encodes 524 amino acids. The record is from RefSeq and is a predicted model, not a curated record.